UUUUGAUGACGCCAGCGCAGGAGGAAACAACGAAACCAAACAGAGCCGGACUCAGUCCCCAGUCCAAGUCUUCAGUCAGGUUGGAAGUUCUGGAGACUAGCGGUGUCAGCGGAGACCAGAAGGAAACUAAACCACACCGAUGUUGUUUUCAUUUUAACACGCAGUCGGACGGACGGACAGAAGGACUCGUUUCAAUUCUGCUUUGUUCACUUUAGCUUCGGAUUUUUUUUUCUUUUAAAUUCUAUUUUUUCUUUUGUUAAAGUGAAAUUCUUUACUUUAAACACUUUAGGAUUCUACUGUUCUCUGUUCAUUUAGUUUGUUUAGUCUCUUUAAGUGAAACCACUAGAAUAAGCUUUAAAACUACCAGCUGACGACAGGUUGCGCAACCAGGACAAAAAAAAAAGUAUAGACGUCAUCCCCAGUUUUCCCAGUAUCACAGCCACUGGUUCUAGUCCGUCUAGCUCGAAAGUAAAAGCGUUAAGUUUGAAGGUGUUUGUUUACCCACCAACGUGUGCUGCACGGACAGAGACGUGGUCAUCGCUGACUUGACUGGGUGGUUAGUGGUUUCCUGUUGACCUGAAGUCCGGACCUGUCUGUCAUCCUCAAGUAGAGGAGUAUGGCGGUGUCUACAACCAGUUCUCAACAGUGUCUAAAACGACUGUUAGACGAACCUCAAGACAGUCUGCUGAAAUGUAAACAAGCCCGUCUUGCCCCACCCCCUCCCUCCACCAUCCUAUCACCUUGCUUUGGGCCCACAAACCCCGCUCCCAAAAUCAACCAGAGUCAACCCCCAUCCAGAGUUGGACCAUACAUCCUUUUCGAACGCUGUGAGAGGGAGGAGACCUACAGAGCUGUCCAUGCGCACACGCAGCAGCAUUACACUUGCCAGGUGCUUCCUCUAAAUGGUUAUCAGGAACAAUUGGCAGCCUAUGGCCGCAUCGGUAAACACGCCAAUAUCUGCAGUCUGCUGGAUAUGGUGAUUGGUCAAGAUAACGUGUACAUCUUCCUGCCCGAUCACCAUGGCGACAUGCAUGCGUACGUGCGCAGCAGGAAGCGUCUGGACGAGGAGGAGGCGCGGCGUCUGUUUGCUCAGAUGCUGAAUGCUGUGACACACUGUCAUCAGCACGGAGUCAUCCUGAGAGACCUGAAACUCCGGAGGUUCGUCUUCACUGACAAAUACAGGACUCAUCUUGCUCUGCUCGGACUCAAUGACUGCGUCGUCCUGCAUGGUAACCGUGACGAUGACUCUCUAACAGACAGACAUGGCUGUCCUGCUUAUGUCGGUCCUGAACUGCUGAUCAAUGGGAACAGGUCUUAUUCAGGGCUUGCUGCAGACAUCUGGAGCCUAGGUGUGUCUCUGUACACCAUGUUGAUCGGACGAUAUCCCUUUCAGGACACACAGCCAGCCGCGCUGUUCGCCAAGAUCCGCCGCGGGGCGUUUAGUCUGCCUAAUUGGCUGUCACCGCAGGCUAAGUGUCUGAUUGGCUGCAUGCUGAGGAAGUUGCCUGCAGAGAGACUGAAGGCAUCUGAACUGCAGAUGCACCCAUGGCUGACCAAUCGCCACGUUUCGCACCAUAACACACUCAAGACGCAUUUCAACCAAAACACAACACUACAGAAGAAACAAGAGGACGAUGAUCAAGUAGUGCCAACGUGGACUGAAAAACACUGACAGUCACACACAGACGCAUUUGAACUUUUACACUUGUGAGAAUCUGCACUGAUGUAAUUAAUCCUUAUGUAAAGCACUAAACCACAUUUCAAAACUAAAACAGCUCUUGAAACGUUCCACACUCAAGAACCGAAUCUCACAAAUACAGACAUCCAAGAGCAAAUAAACAGCACAGACAGUCUGAUCCUGGAUUACUUGAACCUCAGGUGCCUUUAUCUCUCUGUAGCUGUGUCUCAUUUUGCGCCCUGCCUCUUUCAGAUUUUAUGGUCUCUGAAGGCAUCCUGCUUCUGUUCAUAAAUCAUAGAGCAACAUCCCCAAUUUGUCUUUCAGAACAGCAGCUUAGUGGUACAUUUGCUCAUCUCUUAUUCAUCAGUUUGUCAGUUUAUUUGCAUUAAAGAGGUUAGGUAAAAGUCCUGUAAAUUGCUUUUCCACCACAAUAAAAAGUUUUAUUGUUCAAGAAUGCUUCCAAUAUAAGUAGAAAAUAAUGUAUUAAGCUGUAAUUGAGUAUAUCCUACUUUGUAACAGUAAGAGUCACCCUCCAUUUACUGCUGCGAUGAAACCUUUUGAAGGAAUUUGCCUGAAUGCACCAUUUGGUAAAACAUGGAAUCUGAAGGAGGUCGAGCCUCAGUUGAGACACAGUUUGUUUUUAUUUUUUUUCUUUCAGUGUUUACACUUAAUAUUCCUUGCAGUGGGUCACUGAAGGAAAGUCACCAGCAGCAAAAUCUUAAAAAGAA
Molecule: messenger RNA, 2406 nt
Organism: Melanotaenia boesemani (Boeseman's rainbowfish)
Lineage: Eukaryota; Metazoa; Chordata; Actinopteri; Atheriniformes; Melanotaeniidae
Gene: trib3
Product: tribbles pseudokinase 3
Exons: 4
Coding region: 617-1672 (351 amino acids)
Biological process (GO): protein phosphorylation; regulation of MAP kinase activity; positive regulation of proteasomal ubiquitin-dependent protein catabolic process
Cellular component (GO): nucleus
Molecular function (GO): ATP binding; mitogen-activated protein kinase kinase binding; protein kinase activity
Source: RefSeq, a predicted model, not a curated record